Molecule: messenger RNA, 1931 nt
Organism: Amborella trichopoda
Lineage: Eukaryota; Viridiplantae; Streptophyta; Magnoliopsida; Amborellales; Amborellaceae
Source: RefSeq, a predicted model, not a curated record
AUCUAUAUUCAAUCCGAAUCGUUGAACUUAUGCUAUUGAGCUGUUUUCUCGUGACAAUAUUUCUUGCUUUUUAGGGUGGUAAUGGCUAGGGCAGCUUGGGUUGGCCUGGUCAGUCCAGCCCUACAAAAUUGGGGUCUGGGCUAUAAAAUGUAGUCUGAGGGCCAGGGCCAGGGCUGGGCAACUAUAGUCUAAGGGUAGGGCUGCGCCGGGCCUGGGUCAAUGCUCCCCCGUUAGGACUGACACCUCAAAAGAUGGCCUUCAUCAGGCCUCUUUGACCGGUUCAGGACCUUGCCAGGCUGGGUCAGAGUAGGCCCAUUGUGUAUUUGGUGUAAUUGCGUCUGAGCGCGGAUAAGAUACUCCUGCGAAUCACGCUGUAGAUUUACUCUCGUUUUUCUUCAGCGGCGGUUUGUGGCAUGGUAGGUCUCUCUACCUAAGCUCUAACGCAUAGCAAGCAGGCAGGUAGGCAGGCCAUGCGGCAUCGCAGGUCUCUCUAUAAAACAGUGCAGUUGCGUGUGAGCAUUUGCGCCCAUGUGUUCUUCUGAUCUAUCAUGGCUAUGCAACCUCUUCAAAGACUCAAUCACGGAACUUACCGAUUGUGGUCCCAUUAUCCUAACUGAGGAGAGAGAAAUGGAUACAUUGAUACGGUUAUCACAGGGAGUUUUGAUGAAUGUGGUGUGUGAAGAUAAAAGUGAUAGGACAUUCCAAGCCUCCUCUCCAAUGGGUCAUGACUGCCUGAAUAUCAUCAUGCCUACCCUUGUGGUCUUCUUAACGUUUGCAAGUCAGUUUGUUCGUCAUUCAGCUGGGAAAGUUUUUGUGGUUCUUUCCAACUUCCUUGGGAAAUAUGGAAACAAAUGGGAGAAAUUAAUAUAUUUUCUAUGGAGUAGCUUAGAAGCAGCAAUAUUUAGCAUUGAUUCUUCAUUUCCUCUAAUAAUUGGAGAUGACCAGUUCAAUCACAUCGCCACCAAAACCUCAGAGAUACGAUAUGAUCACCUCCUGCUUCUUGAUUACCUUAUCUCAAAAGAUAUAGGAGUUCUAUGUUUGCAAUACCUUCUAAGAUGUUUGCGGCUAGUUUGUAACUCAUGGCCUAUAUUUAAAGGAUUUUCAAUGCCUAAUCAUGAGAUGAAUCGGUUAUGUUGCAAGAGAAGAACGGUCUCAGUGGAUGGACGUGAUUUUGUGGGGAAGGUACAGCCUCUGUCCUCUUCAGUUGAAGGAAUUAGUGCUACACAGCCACCACGAACAGGUCAUAAAAAGAGGAAAGGGAAGACUUCAGGAGAGUCGACUUUUGAAAAUGCGGAAGAAUGUUUGCUGUCUUUGAAGUAUGCUCUGGAGAAUCUUCCCAAAAAGAACUUGUUCCCUUAUAACCCAACUGCUUUAUUGAGAAGUUUCACGAGAUUUCAGAAAUUCUGCAGUAACAAAGAGAGGGAAAGCAUCGAUUACAAAACCUAAAUGGAAAAGGACUUGGGAAAUUUCCAGCCUCAAGAAGCAAACUUUUGCCAUGUUACGUUGGGAAUGCGAGAAAUGCAGAGUCAGUUGUCAAUUUACCGACGUUUUAGAUCAAACUUAACUCACUGGGACUGGAUUGUGAACAGGGCACAGUAAAUCUCCACCAUAAUCUUUCGCAACAAUUGCUUGAUUCUGUACAUAGAAAAACAUGAGAUGUGAAGUCCCCUCUUUCUUGGUCUAGAGGUAAUUAUUUCCUUUGCGAAAAUAUGUUCCGACCGAGAACUUUAAGGAACACUAUGGCCAUAGGGCCCCAUUUGCAUAAGAAUAUUUGCAAAGAGGACCCAUCAAACAUGCCAUUAUUGUCAAUUUGUACAUUUUACUCUCCCAUCAUCCCCAUUCAAUCGAUUGAUGGGACCGUGAUGACCCUAUUACCAUACUGUAACGUCUAACGAGUCAUUAAUGGUAUAUGGACCUUUUUUUUUUUUUUA